Molecule: messenger RNA, 2506 nt
Organism: Ostrea edulis (European flat oyster)
Lineage: Eukaryota; Metazoa; Mollusca; Bivalvia; Ostreida; Ostreidae
Product: protein downstream neighbor of son homolog
Exons: 10
Coding region: 70-1797 (575 amino acids)
Biological process (GO): nuclear DNA replication
Cellular component (GO): nucleus
Source: RefSeq, a predicted model, not a curated record
CUGUUGGAAUUGGGCGCGAAUAUUUCAUUGUUCGAUCAAUGACAGUUCUAACUCAAGGAAAUUGUGGCUAUGUCUGAAAGUUCGCCAAAAUGGAAAAGACCUUCAGAUGUAAUGAAGAUUCACAGAAAGAGAAAAAAAUGUUCACUGAGUCGUUCUUUCUCAGAGGAAAAGACCUCUCCUAGCGCUUUAAAUGACAGUACGAAUGUUUUCCUGAACUGCAACGCGACGAGGAAGAAUCCCUUUUCAAGUGAUGGGAAUCUGGAUGCAACAUACAAACGUAAAAGGCUGGAAAGUGAAGAAAAACUUCAGAGUUUUAAUGAAAAUACGCAGGCAUUUUUUGCUAUCUUAGAAAAGGCAAACAAGACGGAUGGGGAUGUACCCAGUAUUAAAAUCGAAAAGUCCACAAAGAAUGGUCCUGUAACAAGAGACCUCCUGGUGGAUGACGAUGAUGAGAAAUCCCAAUUUGAUUUCAUAGAAAAGUUUUUCAAAGCAGCACAAUCACAGAAACUUAAGGAUGAGUUUCCAAAGCCAAUUAUAAAAGAAAGAGACAGUCCACCCUCCAGUAGACCAGUGCCAGUGGAUUGGUCAUUAAAGGUCAAACUUAGGGUCGUGUCGAAGUCAUCAUUACUAUGGUGUACACAGAUCAAAACAGCAGAGGAAGCCAAAGGGCUGACAGACUUUGUGUCAAACUGCAGUCAGGGUGAUGUGAUGGAAGACAAGUCAGAUUUCUAUAGCUGCUGUUUGUACUGGAUGUACCCCAAUCUUCCAUGGCUGAGGUUGUUCCCCAGAAUAGUGCCAGACAGUAAAAUCAGAUCCUCAUCGAAUGGCUUACUCAAUGAAGACAUCCAAAAGACACUCUCCGAGGACUGGAAUGAGAGUUUUACAUCGGCGUUCCAUCAGCUCCGUUCACAACACUGCCCAUAUUUUUACUUCUGUACACAUCAGUUCACAGUCCUCUUCCGGGCGGCGGGGGUGGCUGGUCAGUCCAGUCACAAUGCAUUGCUUACCCCCACUACCAGGGGUCUAAGGGAGGCACUGAAAAAUGAAGGUAUUGAUUUUAACAUGCCAGUGUUGGAGAGAAAGAGAGAAUCGUUCAGUGCAGAAAAAUCUCAAGGUGAAAAUUCAGAAGCCAAGGCUGCCCAACCUGUGGACGAGGAUGACGAUGAAUUUCUGGAGACUGAUGAGGGAGCCUCAAUAUGGUUAGAGAGUAUAGGACUGGACAAAAAACAGUUUCCCUCUCUUGACCCCACCAAAGUCAAAAUACAGAGAGAAGGCUUCAGAGCUAUAGACAACCGACCGGAGUCACUAAUCCAUGUACAAGGAGCGGACGUCCAGGCACUGUUUAAUUUCCUGUUAAACUGUCGUAGUUGUGUGGCGUCCAGUGGGCCACAGGCAGGGGUUCCACCCACGAUCCUGUCCCCCUCACCAUUCAGGGGAGCCGCAGUACAAAGCCAUAAGGUGAAACAUUCGCUUGUAAAACAGACAGAGACAGACGGAAGUAUAGAUCACGUCCACAUUUUAGAAAUCGCAGGAGCCUUGCUACCUCACCACGUCCACCGCAUACGGAAAGUUCUGGAGCGGACUCAAGGAGAGUUCACUUUAACAUUCAAUACACAUGAACCGACUGUGCCAUUUAAUGCCAAGCUCUCCACAACUGACAAUAAUCCAGAGAGGGAAAAAAUGAAUAUGAAGGGAGAUAACUUCGACUCAUUCUUUGAUAAUUGUGAAAUUGAAGAUAGGUUAACCUGUAUACGAGAGCUCUACUGUAAAAAAUGCGUGUAUAAUUGGGCAACCUGAAUUUACAAUGACAGAGAAAUAGGAUUUUAAUGUCGUGAUAUAUGAUUUUUUUAUGCAUUAGGAAUUUGAUUCAACGUUUUGUCUCUAUUCUCCAACUUGAGCUUUUGUUAUUGAUUUUAUUACCUGCUAUUUACAUUGAAGAUUAAGUGGCUGUUUUAUUAAUAGCCAAGUCUGCAGUGUUCAUUUUUCAUGUAUGAAAUUUUAUUGUGUUUGCAUAAUUGAAAAGAAAGAGUUAGUGUUUUGAAGAAAAUUUGAAAUAGAUAUGAAUAUUUUUUGGAAAUUUUGGUCUUUCUCUGUCAAACAUAAGAGACUGCAGUGUGAAGUAGGAGUAUUAAAAUGAUAAGGAAGUUAAAUGUUUAAGGAAGAGAGGGAGAAAACGGAACAUUAAAUACCAUAAUAAAUUGCAUGAGGAAAUAUUCUACAACUUGGGUAUGCUUAGAUUAUAUAAUAGUUUUUAAUAUAUAUUGUUCAAGAUUUUUGUACAGAGUGUGUAAGGUAUGUUGGAAAUUGAAAUGUAUAAUGUUCUUGAUUUAAUGUGCAGGUGAUCAGAAAAUGUAUUGAACAAAUGGAAUAUUUUUAAAUAUGUGCAUAGUAGCUGAAUGUUGAAUGAAUAGUGCAUUCCAGAAUAGUCAAAUUAACAGAAAUGUAAUAUUGUAGGUCUGUAAAAACAGAAGAAAUUUAAUCUGGCUCAAUUAAAUAAUUUAUUGUG